Didymella exigua CBS 183.55 is the source of this 630-nucleotide messenger RNA. RefSeq lists its product as uncharacterized. NCBI's taxonomy places the organism in Eukaryota, Fungi, Ascomycota, Dothideomycetes, Pleosporales, Didymellaceae. Gene Ontology annotation, biological process: mRNA splicing, via spliceosome. Gene Ontology annotation, molecular function: U1 snRNA binding; mRNA binding. The annotation marks the transcript as partial. The record is from RefSeq and is a predicted model, not a curated record. Gene Ontology annotation, cellular component: U2-type prespliceosome; U1 snRNP; precatalytic spliceosome. The transcript has 2 exons.
AUGACGUACCAGCUCCCGCCGAUGCUGCUGAACCUGUUCGCCCCGCGGCCGCCGCUGCGCUGGGUGGAGCCCAUCGACCACGCGCCGGAGAAGCGCUGCACGCCCAAGAUCGGCGGUGUCGCGCAGUAUCUCGAGGCGAUGCGCGAGUACAAGGACAACGACGGCUACGUGCCGAGCGACAGCUGGCUGCAGAAGCGCGACCGCAAGAAGAUUGAGAAAAAGGAGAAGCAGGAGAGGCUGCUGACCGAGGGCAUCCACGAUUGCACGCACACACACGCACUCGAUCCCAGCGAAGACGCCAAGGUCCAGGGCGACGCGUUCAAGACGCUCUUCGUCGCCCGCCUCGCAUAUGGCGCCACCUCGGACGACCUCGAGCGCGAGUUCGGCCGGUACGGACCGAUCGAGCGCAUCCGCAUCGUGGAAGACACGACGGCGCCGCCCGAUGCGCCGCCCAAGAAGCGCAAACGCGGUUACGCCUUCAUCGUGUACGAGCGCGAGAAGGACAUGAAGGCCGCGUACAAGGAGACGGACGGCAUCAAGAUCAAAGACCGCCGCGUGCUCGUCGAUGUCGAGCGCGGCCGCACCGUGUCUGGCUGGCGUCCGCGCCGCUUUGGUGGAGGCCUUGGAGGC